AUUAAAGGAGUCUCUUCUACUGUCUUUCAAAUUAUUUUGAAUUUCAGACAUUUUUUUAAGGGUUAACAAUGAUUUUCAUUACAAGAAUAUUGUCUGCUUAUAUUUUUAUAAUCUUUGUUCCUAUAUACCACAAUAUUUUUAUUCUCAACAAAUCUUCAUCUUCUUGACAUCUGGUUACUGAGUACCGAGUAAUUUAGCUUUUUAUAAUUCAUUAAGAUAACGGUGAUCUAUUGUCUACGACCUGAAAUAAAUCUCGCGCACGAUGAUUAGGAUGAUAAAUGUUCUUUUUUGGGACACCCUGUAUACAUACACACAUUACACAUAGUAAUGUCAUUACUUAGCGAAGAUCGAUCAAAUAAUUUAUUAUACACUAUUUUGUAGUCCAUACAAAUAGAGCAGCCAUCCAGCAUGGGGAUACUAGAAAGAAUAGAUGAUUAUUCCCAAUUAAAAAUGUCCAGCCUGUUACCAAUAACUUAGACCUUCCAGUUAAUUACUGAUACUCACCAAAGUUUUCAAAAAAAAAAUGGGCCAAGCUGUUCUUCAAAUUUCGUAAAGCAUAUCAAGUCCAAAAUCAAAGUAGACCAUCGUCUUUGUAUGAGUAACAAAAAAAAUAUGUGAUAAUCGAUCCAGUUGUCCCAAUAAAUAACCACGUCGACCAACGUGUGUAAAUGGCCUCCCAGUUUUCUGUAACAGUAAAAUUUCUAGAAAAUGCUUUGAAUAUCCAAUGUAUACACGUUGCAGUCGUAUUCGAUCAAGUUGCUAUGGUUACAGCGUGACAACCUUUCAAAUCGAUUGAUACUGUCCUAUAAUCUGAAGGAAAGAGACUUUCUUCAGAAAAGUCACCAUAUGUUGUACAUUAUAUUACAUAAGCCCUGUAUCGACGUCCAGACUAUAGCCAAUAUCUGUUUUAGAAAAUUUCUUGAAUAAUUAAGGAAAUACCAUGGGUCAAGGUAGAUGUCGUCUAUACCUGACCCUUAUCGAUGGCUGUAUUCGUUAUAACUGCUUCACAUAAUUCCGACUUACCUUACCAGUAACUGUCCAGCUACUGGACAUGCAGGUGGCCAAUACCAACCUUACCCUUGUGCUUAGUAAAAGCGGUAAAUUUAAUAUCACGUGAUAGAAUUGUACGAUUAAAAAAAGAAUAUGGCUAAAAAGGUAACCUGUUGUUCGAAAAUAACUCUUAUCGCUGGAUGAUAUGAAGUUACUAUUAUGGGACGAGACAUGUUGGAGAUAUAUUUUGUGUGAUUCUGCUCAGCGAGAAUGCCUAUCUAUACAUAUCGGCCAGGCUGGCGUUCAAAUGGGAAACGCCUGUUGGGAACUUUAUUGUCUGGAGCAUGGUAUUCAUCCGGAUGGUCAGAUGCCUAGCGACACGACUGUGGGAUAUGGAGAUGAUUCUUUCAAUACAUUUUUCUCAGAGACCAGCUCUGGGAAACACGUGCCCAGGGCCGUAUUUGUGGACUUGGAGCCCACUGUCGUUGACGAAGUUCGUACUGGUACAUACAGACAAUUGUUUCAUCCUGAACAAUUGAUCACGGGAAAGGAAGAUGCCGCUAAUAAUUAUGCCAGAGGACACUAUACCAUAGAGAAUUUUGUAUUUUUAGGUAAAGAAAUUGUCGAUCUUACUCUUGAUCGGAUUCGCAAGAUUGCUGAGCGGUGCAAGGGACUUCAAGGAUUUUUGAUUUUUCACUCGUUUGGCGGAGGAACUGGAUCUGGAUUUUCUAGCUUAUUAAUGGAAAGAUUAUCCGUUGAUUAUCCCAAGAAAAGUAAAUUAACAUUCAGUAUUUAUCCGGCGCCUCAGGUUUCUACAGCUGUCGUUGAACCGUACAAUGCGAUCCUUUAUACUCAUCCGACUCUGGAACACUGUGAAGUCGCCUUUAUUGUAGACAAUCAGGCUAUCUAUGAACUGUGCAGAAGAAAUUUGAAUAUCGACAGACCAACUUAUACUAAUCUCAACCGUCUCAUUGGUCAAAUAGUAUCAUCUAUCACAGCCAGUUUACGUUUUGACGGAGCACUCAACGUUGACCUAACGGAAUUUCAGACGAAUUUAGUUCCUUAUCCACGAAUACAUUUUCCUCUGGCAACCUACGCACCGGUUCUCUCAGCAGCCAAAGCUGGUCACGAGCGAAUCACAGUGUCAGAAAUUACAAGUUCGUGUUUCGAACCAAAUCAUCAAAUGGUUAAUUGUGAUCCACGACGUGGAAAGUAUAUGGCCGUUUGUAUGCUGUACAGAGGCGACGUAGUACCAAAAGACGUUAAUGCCGCCAUUGCUAUGAUUAAGAAACAAAAGCACGUACAAUUUGUAGAAUGGUGUCCGACUGGUUUCAAGGUUGGUAUUAAUUAUCAGCCACCGACUGUCGUUCCUGGUGGCGAUUUGGCCAGAGUCGAAAGAGCCGUUUGUUGUCUUUGCAACACAACCGCCAUUGUUGAAGCUUGGGCCAGGAUCGAUCACAAAUUUGAUCUCAUGUAUGCAAAGCGAGCAUUUGUUCAUUGGUUUGUUGGAGAAGGUAUGGAGGAAGGUGAAUUUUCUGAAGCUAGAGAAGAUUUAGCAGCUCUUGAAUUGGAUUAUCGUGAAGUUCAGGAAGACGCUACUAACACGGAAGACGAGGAUGAUGGAUAUUAGACAUUAUGAAAAUUUACUGUCCUAAUUUUUUUUCUUCUUAACUCAAUCAGAUAUUUCAGGUCAUAAUCAAUGUUCUUGAAAUGUAGGUUGUAUCAUAGGAUACAUAUUCGAUUAAUCAUUUUAGAUCACAGCAUAAACCUAGGAAUAGGUGCGUGGAGUGUCUGAGCCAACUUAAUGCCUUUCACAUGAAGAACAAAAUCGCGCGAACGUUCUCGGAUUAAUGGCGUCAGAAUCGUGUUAUCAAUUUCAUAAUUAAUAUGCUAAGAUUUAUAUGUACUUCCUAUUUAUAUUCAUUGAUAUUCCGCAAUAAGCAAUUUUGCUAAGUAGUCACUCUUAUAGAAUAAGUCAUGCUAUUUGAGGAGCCUGUUUGCCCCUGCGUCACGUUGGAAAAAUAACUUGACUCACACGAAGAAAUUUACGGAACUUUUCGUGUUGAGGUUAAUGAUUUUUGGGAUAUCAAAAAAUAAUUUUCAGAAAGUUUACCUAUGAGGGAAGUGACGCCUGGUAUUAAAUUGAAGAAAAACUGUGUUCUCAAAAUAAAAUAGCAAAGUUUGA
Messenger RNA from Cephus cinctus (wheat stem sawfly), 3175 nucleotides. RefSeq names its product tubulin alpha-1C chain. Bases 1196 to 2620 code for a protein of 474 amino acids. Gene Ontology annotation, biological process: mitotic cell cycle; microtubule cytoskeleton organization. The transcript is spliced from 8 exons. Lineage: Eukaryota; Metazoa; Arthropoda; Insecta; Hymenoptera; Cephidae. The record is from RefSeq and is a predicted model, not a curated record. Gene Ontology annotation, molecular function: structural constituent of cytoskeleton; GTP binding. Gene Ontology annotation, cellular component: cytoplasm; microtubule.